This is a messenger RNA of Nezara viridula (southern green stink bug), 1965 nucleotides long. Lineage: Eukaryota; Metazoa; Arthropoda; Insecta; Hemiptera; Pentatomidae. The record is from the annotation of a GenBank genome assembly.
CACAUAUGUUAAUAUUACAUUAUUGAAAAUAUUUAUAGGGGGUGGGGUGAAGAAGUAAUCAAAAUUUAUAGUUGCUAUUGUUAGAUUUAGGUUGAAAAGCAGAAUAUUUAAAACAUAAAGGAAUGGACUAAUUUUCAUGUUUAAAGCAUGUAAAUGAAUUUCAUUGUUUUAAAUGUAAUUAUAAUUUAUUUGUACACAGGGCCAGUUAUAUCGAUUAACUGAGUCAGGGAAACUCCUCCACAACUGUCAGAUUGCAAUUCCGACAUAUUGGGAACAGAAUUCGUUUUAGGUUGUUUUUAUUCUGUGUAUUUAAAUGUUCUUUUUAGAUAUUGUGUAAACAAGAAAUAGUGUUUUGUUAAAUGGCAGAUCCCAAAAGUAUUGAGGAUGUUUCAUUUUGGCGGAAUAAAGCUGAAGAAUUCGAAAGGGAAUUCGAAGAUUUCAGAGAGAGUUCUCAAAUGUUGGAAAAAGAAUUAGAGGCAUCUCUUGAACAAGCUGAAAGAACUAUAAGAGAAUUGAGGUUGAAAAACAACAGUUUACAACUAGAAAAUGAAGCUAUGAAGGACAAGUAUGAUGUUCUACAAAGAGCAACUGAGACACAGAUCUCAGAGAUGGAAGAAGAAGCAAAUCAGCGACACAAGAGGGAGGAGGAAUAUGUUAAGUAUAUUCGAGAACUGGAACAAAAAAAUGAUGAUCUUGAGAGAUCUCAGAGGGCAAUGUAUACCUCAUUGGGUGAGUUCGAAACGAAACUUAAUUACGCCCUAGAACGUAAUGUUCUCUUGGAAUCAGAACUUGAUGAAAAAGAAUCAUUAAAAACAAUGGUUCAGAGGCUAAAAGAUGAAGCAAGAGAUUCAAACAAGAUGGAAUCUAGUGAUUUGAUUGUUAACUCAAAUUGUCUCAAUAAUACUCCAACCAAGAAUAUCAAUUCUACUAAUUGCCUCUUGAACCAGCCGAACAGGAUUUCAGCAAUGAAUAUUGUUGGGGAUCUACUUAGAAAAGUUGGGGCCCUCGAAUCCAAACUAGCAUCUUGUCGAGGCAGCUCAAGGGACAGUAUUUCACCAAGUGUUGGUGAUUUAGCAGUAAGGGAUAACCAGUACAGAGAUUCAAGCCAUCAAAACAAACAUGGUUUAGUUAACAAGCGCCGAUUUAUUAAGCAUUAAUUUCAAGCAAUUACGAGGAUAUAGAGUCUCGGAGACUAAAUCGUGGAACUUCAACUCCAUCUAUUCACAAUCUGGCUCGUUCAUAAAAUGUUAUUUUUUUUUAAAAAGAUAUAUUAGAGAGAUAUAUAUAUGAAUAUAUAUUUAUUUAUUAUUUUUGGUUGUAAAUAUUUAUUUGUACAUAGAGUUAGUUAUCUGAUACAUAUAAGUUGAAUAUUGUUCUGUGCCUUCUCUCAUUGAAUUUGAUUUAGUUGUGGUUUAGGAUAGGUGCGAACACUUUUGAUCAAAAUACAUGAUGCUAUGAGGAGCCUUGACCAAGGGGGGAGGUAUUCUAAGCAAAUAUCAAACUUUUGACUUUUUAUAUAGAAGUUUCUUUUUAGAUAAAUUCACAUUUUAUUGUAUAAAUAUAAUUACAUAAUCUGUGUUUGUAAAAUGUUUAUGAACAUAUUUUUCAGGAUUUAUAUAAUUUUUAAAUUUUUGUUAACAUUCUUUAUGUUGUUUAUGUACCUAUUAUCUGUAUAGUUUUUGUAGUAGCUUAUGAAAUCAUGAAUUACUUAUAUGAUGUAAUCGUUUUUAUUUGUAUAAAAUUAAUAUUUUUAUUAAAAUUAUGAUCUUAUCAGGUAUAAGGAAAGGAUAUACCCAGACUGAGGAUGAUAAUAUUACUCACUACACCUUUCUUAGAGACAAUAUGCUUUAGCUCCACUUAUUGGUGGCUUGUUGCCGCUGAUUGUGGAGACUGUUCUGUUUUUUUUUAUGAACUCUUCCCUAGAUGUAUAAAUUGAUGCAAAUAUAAGAUAAUCAAAUAUUUCAG